AUGUCUACGCGCACUAAACAAAAUUGUGGACUGCAGCUUACAUUUCCUAUCAAGUACCGAACGUCACGUUCGUGUACAUAUCUGAGGAAAGAAAUUUUUACCAGUUGAUGAUAAUUUUAGUUGAUGUUAUUUAUUUGUUUAGAUCAUUUCUAAGAUCCCUCUCAGUUCUACCUCGCGAAACUAGUGCAAGCUGAAAGCGUUAAUUGCCACAUCCCUAGAAGAACUUUAUCAUACAUGAAAGUACUGUAAAAAAAGCAAAAAAACAAAAAAAGGAAGUACAAUAUAAUACUGAAUUCUUGAACCCUCAAUAUUCUUCUUUCGAACAAAAACAGACCUCCCCUUACCGGAUUUACUCCGAUUUUUCCAAGCUUUUUACCAAAUUCCAACAAAUUUCUCGAACCUCUUCGAGGAUACAUGUUUCUAGAGAAAUUAUAUGGUUGGAUGUUUACUUGGAAUGGCUGAUUCAUUAGUUGCAUAUGCGGAACUUGGAGGAAUACCGUGCCGAUCAAAAUUGUAUGAUUGUUGUAGAUAAUAACAGCGCAAAGCGCAUAAAUUAAAGGAACACAGUUUUCUCAGAUCUCUAGGUUUGCAACCGUGUGACAAGGUAGCCAUUGUAUUGGAGGUAUAAACAAUAACUCUCCCCCCAGAAUUUGCAUGAAAAGCGAAAGAAAGAAAACAAUUCUUGCGUUUCUCGAAAGACCCGAAAAACUUUUCGUAGCCACGAAGUUUUUCUGGACCCUUCCAGGUGAAAGAUUCAACGCUCCAGUCCGAAGCUAUUAAAUAUCUCAUUUCAAAAGGUUUUGAAUUCAUUUUAUUCCUUUUGAAGGAUUAGAAAAAUACAUUAUGGUAAAAAUUGUUUACAUUUUCUUAAGCUUUCUGGUUUGACGGUAUUUGCUGUUUUCUCUUAGAACGAACCCGAAACCUUAAGAUUUCUCCUCACCGAUUUGAAUGGCGCGUUUCUAUAUAUAUAUCUAUAAAAAAAACUGUCAAAAAAUUGUUAAAUUGCUCUUCUCUUGAAUUAAAUAAAAAGUAGCCCAUUCGAAGGAUACAGAAAAAAACUUUCGUGCUACAAACGGCAUCGUUUUGUUUUCGCUUGCGCUUGAAAUUUAAUAAUGAAUGCCUCAUUCCAUCAGAAAGAAAAACAUUGUAUGAAAUUGCUAGCAAUUAAAGUGAUUUAAGCAUAUUUUAUGUGGGAAAGUUUUUUCCCCAGAGUGAGUCGACGGCGAAGAAAACGCAUGGUAAAAUAAGCCUAUCUUCUCUCUUUCAUUCUGCUGAAACAUGCACUGUAUACGAUCUUCAGCUUGGAGAGUCAAGAGUGUCGAAGACUGUUCAAGCCGCUGAACAUUUUUCCUCCAUAACUUUACCGUUACAAUAAUUGUAAUUAGGACGUUAACGUGGUAAGUUUUAAUGCUUGUUUUAUUUUUUAUUUUACUUUGUAUCACGCUUUUGUGUAUUAGAAAUGUUGCCGGGAAUACUGAAAUGACAUUAAGAUAUCGCUACUUAGAUAGUCAGGCGAAAAUGUGUAUAACCAGUCAAGGAGCUACGUGUAGGAAAAAAAUAUCAUUUCUUUUACGGAUUGAGGCUCUAGACACACCAUUACACGUCGGUGAAAAAUUGGCCUGUCUAGCUCGACUUUGUUUAUAAAUAACUGCGAAGAAACUGAGGAUAAACUGGUGGCUGACGACGUUUUCCGAAAUUUUACAGCGUUGAUAGAGCACCACCACCAACUCUAUUUCAUUAAUAUUUAACUAAUAUUCAGUUAUUUUUAGUAAUUUGAUACAAAAAUCGUUUUAUUAGCAACCAACAUAUCUUUUAUAUGUCGUUUCUCAAUAUGCAUGUUAGCCCUUGCUUUUAUAAAACACUACCGUGUAAGAAAGUGUUUUUCCCAUGUUACUGUCAAAAUUUAAUGGUAAACCGCUGAGAAGCUCUUUGACAAGGUGUAAAUAUCAUGGCUGGCGCAGCUGUGGAGCUACGUCCUCGCCAUUAGAAUUUAUAAGGAGAUUUACCUGAAUGUGAAUCUGAGGUUUUUCACAUUAAGGCAUUUAAGCAGCUUGCCUGAGUUAAGCUUUUAACCGCCCAUUAAAACAUCAUUAUGUCCAGCUCACGAAGGGACUAAAAGUCGUCUUGUGCACUGUAUUUAAGCUUUAAAACUCUCUAGAAAGAAACAGGAGACCAAGUAUUAAAGGCUUUGACCCAAACUACGACGAUAGUCUAAAAAAUACGAGGUUUAUUGAGCACAACCAUAACUCUCAGGGGCGCCCAACGAGAAUAUCGUUCAAAACCACUUAAACAUAGUAUUGUUAAACGUAUGUUAGUAUUUAAACGGUAGAUAUAGGCAUAUUUUUAUCCCCUAAAAAUUUUUCAUCUGUUCGGAUUUCCCAGCUGAAAGUCUAGUGAUCCAAAAAUUAUAGGGAUCAAAACUUACCUUUUCGAAAAUUUCAGCCAGAAAAAAGGCUCCCGAAAAUUCUAGGUGACCUUUUUAGGGUAAAAAUCCGUUAAAAAUAGUCAAUUAUACCAUUUUUUAGAUGUUCGAAAAUAUUAGGAGAGGUAGGCAAGCAAGAAAUUUUACAACAAAUGUUUGGAAAAUUCUAGAUAGCAAAUCGUCUUCCGAAAAUUGUCGUUGGGUGCCCCUGAACUCUGCACGCGUAUCGAGUUUCUCUUUUCUGUCUUUGGGAAACUAGGACGUGAAAGGACCAAAGUUUUCGUUACUUGAGAACGUGAACGACAAGGAGUUAAAUUUUUACUGCACUUUUACAUGAGCUGGGAUGCGGUUUCCUCUCGUUCAGCACCUACGUAAUUUCCCAACCUGUUGAUAACUGAUCUCGUUGUAAUGACUGUGAAGUACGUUUUUUAAUCAGGUAGUGUUUUCUCUUGUGUUGGAUCGUAAGGUCCCUGUUGUAACCAGCGAACAGUACAAAGUUGGUUGGUUGGUUUUUUCUUAAUCUGUUCUUUUACAAUAAGGUUCUUCACCGGCCAUUGCUUUUGGAACAUUUUCGUAUAAUGUAAAAAUGGACUAAUCGCUUCUCACAGAAAUUACUGAUGAACUUCCUUAAGCUUCCGAGCGCAUAACUGCUCUUCUCACGUGGGGGUCUAAUUUUUUAAUAUUUCAAAAAUCCCAGUACCUUUUUCAUCAUUGAAGUUGAUGGAAAUGGAAUUUUUUAUGUGCUUUCUAGGUAAAAUUCUUUCCUUACUUAUCUCGUUGAUGUCAAGAGUACCGUAAAAAUUCACCAACCGCCUUCUAAGAUGACAGGAACUAGCUGUUAGGGACGAAAAUUAGGCACUAAUGAGCUGCUGAUGCAGACAUUUCGAUUGGUCACGUAGAGCGUUUUCACUCAUUAAUUUUUCAGAGAGAUAUGAUAAAAAUAGCACAAAAGAAGUGAAAACAAAAUAAUUCGGCGCACAUAUCUUAGUUUUACCAUUAUGUAUACCAUGCACCUUCUAUUCAAUGGGCGUCAGCAUGAAACAGAACAAACAAAAAAUUAAACACCAGAAAAAGCAAAAACAGAAAAACAAAAAGAAAACUAGAUAUGGAUAAUAAUAAAAAAAUAGUCAGUGAGUAUAAAGCCAGCUUUUUUAUAUUUUCGUUAAAGGUAUGACCUUGCGGUAAGAUCAAUGACUUUCUUUUGAAACUGCAAAAUGAUUUCUGUUCGAAUUAGGUGGUUCAAAUUUUUCGUCCAAAACUCGACAAUAAUCAAAAUUAAUUUUCUCCAUUUUAAAAGGCUCUACAAGCUGAUAUAGUCGUCAGAGAUAUUUUGGAAGAAAAGACAGAGCUUCUCGGUGAUAUAGAAAGUAUAUUAUCUGUGAAUAUGAAAUAUUCACUAGUUAUCCUUAAUGCGAAUCUAAGGCAAUUAGAUUAGGACAAGUUUUUUCAACGAACGUGAGUUGCUGGCAAGUCACGUCAGUUUGACACAAUUCCAUAGAUACUGAUAUACUUAAUGGAGAAUGUUUUUGUCCGAUUCAUUUACGUCAAGAAACUUUAAUUUAUGAAUAUUCAAUAAGCUAUAAACAUAAAUUAUGCCCAAAUCUUGCAAAUACUUUUCACAUUCGCCUUACUUCGAAUCACGAUACGGUUACAUAAAUCACAGACAUGACAUGCGUUUAGAUGAAAGGUAGGAUUAUUUUCUGAUGCACGUUUUUGAGCUUUUAAUCUAUAGAUUUACUCCUGCGUAUUAAUGGAAAAACCUCAGACUCAAAAAUACCUUUCUUUACGGGUUGUCACUCUGUAGCUAGGUCGUGUUUUUGCUGUUUUAGAUUAGGCUUUUUAGUGCAAUUCUUGAUCAUAGAGCUUGAAAUUUCAAUGUUUUCUCUCGAGAUUUGCGUUGGUAAAGCCGUCAACGGUAUGAAUCGAUGUUUUGAGUUACUUGGAUUUCGAUUUGUUUCAAAUACAUAACCUUCUUGGUUCAGUUUUGAGAACGCGAUCUCGCGUUAAAAAACGUGUAUCUUCGUCAACAGUUACAGAGGCAGGAGAGAGAUAAUAAUCGCGUGAUUUCGUGAGAGAAACGAGUAGCCUAAAUUAUAUUAUUUACUACUGGGAAAGCGUAAGAGGUAACGAUUAUAAUUUUUCCCGCAUUGCCCGAUAAGGUAUAUUUGUAACUGCUGUAGGUCAGAAAUAGCUUAAAGAAAAUCUUUGAAAUGAUAUUUUACUCAAGCUCUACAACCUUUCCGUACGCCGCUUUGGAGAAGCGAUUAAUUACUCAAGCUAAUAGAACUGUAAACAGAAUAACCGUCGAGUACACCAAGGAGCAAAAUGAACAAAGAUCGUCGAACUAUUUACACGGUUAUUAUUGGUUCCAAGUUUGCUGGGAGUUACAUUUAUUUAAAGAUGGAAAACUGAAAAAUAUUUAAGAUCACAACUUAAUUUAGGUUAGAUUUUGAUGUUUUCUUUAUAUUUUUGGUAAGUUUGUUCGCAAAAUGCUCUCAAACGACGAACAAAGUCAGGUAGACUUCGCCUAUACCUUUUUAUAGGUACUUCUAAGUCCGUAUACACCCACACAUAACCCUGUUGUAAUAUAUUUAACGCCGCUUGCCUAAAAAAAUAUUCCCCAAAUUGCAGGUGUUUUGUUAGUUAUCUUGAAUUGCCUUUUGCGAAUGAAAUUACCAUUGUUUUGGUUAUAGGACCAAUUACAAAUGGUUUCAGAUGAAGAAUAUUGUAAAAACCGAAAUUCGAAUUUUAAUCUCAGUAUUUGUGGAAAAUUAGAUUUGUAUGCAGUUUACAUUUAUGAAAAAAGCUUGAAAAUAAAUGUUUUUCUUUCUCCAAAAUUUGUUUUUUUUUCAAAGAUGCCCGCAACGUAUAGAACCCACUGACGAUCUAUCUUAACCUUAUAUUAGACCAAUUGUAGUUUGCCUUGAUGUAAUAAAAUCAGAGACCUGUUUAGAAUAUUGAAAGGAAAAGACAUUCCCUCGUGGUAAACAAGUUCCCUCGAAUUCCGGAGUAGAAGUGCUCCCUUACAUUAACUAUAUAUAGGCAUGUGCGGCACCAAGCAUAAGGUGUAUUUUAUGACCACUUUUGGUUUGACAGUGGGUAUAGAUUUUAGUCGUUUGGAUUUAAGAUAGAGUUAAUUUUUUUUAGGAUCUCUGGAACCAGAUCGUGUGGAAUGGGGAAGGUUGUGUUUAUCACUGCCUUUCCCCUCUACAGAACGGUGGUUCAAGUCUGGAAGAGCACAGACCGCUGAUGUUCAUGCGUAAAGUGCGCAUCGCAUCGUAAUGCAAUAUACCAAAAUUUGUAAUUAAAACUGCGCCGUAUAUAUAUUCAGUACCUUUUAAAAAGCGCAAUAUCUUGCAGUCUGCGUAAUUUCUAAUAGACGAAGAAUUGUAAGUAGGCAAGUUGUAAGACGUAAAUAAACAGUCUAGAAAUGUUAUAUUUGCUUAAAGCGAAAACAAAAUAUCGGUCAAUGAAAUAAGAGAGAAUUUCAAUUACCUCUUCAUUGUUUCUAAUGGUUUUAUUUAGUGCGUCCAAGUAUUUUGAAAAAUAAUUUACGUUUAACAAGAAACGUAAUACGUCUUUAACGUAUCAAAGACGUUUUAAGUCAAAAUCAGCAGUCGCAAUGUUUCUUAAUGAGACGUUUUUGAUUUUGUGACUAUUGAUGUGAAUGGCUGUAAGAUUGUCAUAAUGUUGUUGGAGCAUUGUCCUUCAUCUUUGCCAUACAACAUCCACUUGAAUACACUGCUGAGCAACCAACCCAAACUGAGUUUUUCUAUUAUUUGUGACCCCAAACUUGAAAGACAUCAACAUCAUUAGAAGGCGUAGCAUACAAACUAUGGGCUGUCAUUAUACCGCAAGAAAGAAUUAGUUCUCUCUUGUAUACAGCUUGUAUACAGCGUUUUUUUUAUCAAAACAUCAAAACAACUUACGGACUAAACUAAAUACAGUGCAAUUAUCAAUUUGAUAUUACAAACAAUCUAGACGUUUGUCUUGCUGGCAGGUUAGUUUUUAAUACUCUGGGGACGUUAAUAUUGACAAAGAAUUGAAAUUAACUUAUAAAUUCACUUAACAGCAGCAAUGAAAAGGACAAUUUAUAUCUCCCGAUACUGAUGAAGUUGGCCCGUGUUUGUUCACAUUUGGACGAUCAGGAGGUACAUGAGAUUUGCUAGUGUGAUGUUUGUACAGUAGCUGCACUCUAGGGUGCAUGAAAUGUGUCUUGUGACCAAAACUGACAGGAAAUUUGCAACGGUUCCAACCAAGUUUUUCAGGAAAGUUACUUCACCUAUAAGAAUGGCACUAAAUUUUUAACGCGUAAGGGAGAAAUUCCAGUUGCCUAGCCUUCUAUGUCUAAUUUCGACGUUAAUUUUCUUUAUAGCAUGCCAUUAUAGCAGUUUUCUUGCUUUGACCAAAAGCAUUAACUCUAAGAACUCGACACCACUCUGAUAGCUGGACAAUUUUAUUUGUUAUCGUCGUUUCAAUAGAGAUUCAUCACAAACACAUCGCAAGUUAAUGGGAAAUAUGAUUAAAUAAUGGGCUUAAAAAGUACAGUGUUUAUAUUAGUAUUUUGGUGAAAAUAUGGGCCAGUAAUUAAAUUAAAUCUCCUGACUUGCGGUGGUUCCACUUAGGGCUGUCAUGCAACAUUAUCGACUUAAUCUUCCACAAUAUUUUGCUAAUUCAAUUCACUAUACACAACGAAUCUCACAAUAUCACAAAAACAAAAGUCACUUCAUCUCUAGUAUGUUCUUCUGUGCUAACACAAAAAGGUAUCAUUAAUGAGAAUGUUGCGAAAGAUAAGAGUUUUUAACAAUUACUCAGUCCUCGGGCCUGAAUGGGCUCUGAGUCAAUAGCCCAUGAGGCCGAAGGCCGAAUGGGCUAUUGACUCAGAGGCCAUGAUGAGGGCGAGGGAAUAAUUGUUUUUGUAAAAUCCAAGUAGUUGGUCAAAAAUAUCGAGAAUAAAAAAAAUUUAGCUCGUUAAAGCUAGACUUUAAUCCCUUUUUGCCGCCAAAAAGCCCGCGCUUUUCGCUACUAGUGGGCUACAACAUAUAGCUUAGUAGUAGCUCAACCAAUCAGAACGCAGCAUUGAUAAUAGACCACUAGUUGGAUUUUCCUGGAUUUUACUAAAGUGCAAAUAGUCCACUUUAAAUCGGCCUUGAGGCCUCUGUUUCAAAGCGAGGCUGAGUUCGAAACCGUUGAUAUGAAAAUGAUUUUGUCAUGCAAACAACACUCAGUUUUCCCAGAAUGGUUUUGCACUUAGCCUCGUUUUGGAAGUGAGAAUUUUUGGAACUCGGAAAUGGCCUAUUUAAUUUGUAGCCACGCCCUUUUUUCGGAGGUGGAUUACCUGGGUUGGUGUGGAAAUCAAGUUUACUCAACGUUUAUCCAGUGAGAGAGUAGAAGGAACUUUGUUCUAAUAUACCAGUUAACUUUUUGCCAUAUUAUUAUUGACUCCUCUGAUACAAUUUUGGAAUUUAUUGUCAUUCCGUUUCAGUGUUCCACGCUGUUUUGAGUAAAACCCGACAUACUUUAUCCCAAAUUGGCGAAAUCUAACAUUAUACCGUAAAAUAUAUAUAUGUGAUCGAUUCCCGAUUAUUGAUACUGUCUCAUAAACCAUACCCUGGGCGCCAGAGAGCGUUUUAAAAUGUUUUUAUGUAAUUUAAAGCUACAGAUACCUCUGUCAAAAUCUUUACUCUUCUCUGAUAAUUCAGAGGUUUUUGACUAACUGUUUUCCAAAACUUACAAAUGGAUGAAAAAUAGUGUCAGUUAAGUCUGUUUCUACUAACACAUUUUUUAGUUUGAACCUCGCGUGGGCGUUUAUCAGUCAUUAUUUUACAGCCACGACGUUUUUUUGUAGAGUGCUCAGGUUGAGUCACACAUGGCCUCUAAUAUCUUAUUGUUUAACAUUUUUGUUUUUUGAUUAAGGAGUUAUUUUGACUGCCCAUUCCGAAGGGGUGGUUACACGAACACCACUCUGCUCAAUUCCUGAUUUGUAAUCGCCUCCCGUCUCCUCCCUUUCAAAUGCCACUUUUAUGAUAAAUCAUUCUGUCUAAAACCCCUUUAAAUUGUUUUUUCCGUUUUAGCUGCCUCGGAGUAAACACUACGUGAUUUGAAGCAAAACGGAAAACAGCCGAACGAAUUUAAACUUUUUUGAUGAACACUUUAUUUAAACGUACUUAGCUACAGUUGUUUAUUGUUUGUGGAUGGAGGAAAAACGUACUUGUGUACCAUAUGCAUCUCAAUCUUGUCACCCUUUUUAAAAAAAUUAUUCGUCUUCGAAAACGCACAAGAUAAAUCUCUCGUUUGGCUUUCCCUGCUUUAAUGUUGGACGGAAAAUAGAUUUAUACCUUGGGGUUGUAUAUAAUUAUAGAGAGAGCUUUUAAGUAUUUAUUUGUUAAAUAAGGCAGUUUGAAUCUAUAUACGCUAAAAAGCAGCAGGAUUUCACUACCAUCUCACCAGAGGCUACGUUUUACGUUAAUUCCGAAAGAGCAAGUGGAGGUUAAAAAAACACUUUAACUCUCAUCUCGGAAUAUCCUUUUAUAGUUGCGACAACAAGUCUGUCAUUGUCAAAAGGAGUGCCACAAAGCUUUGUUUGCGUGGUCAAGUAUCUUGUCAUCGUAACUAAGUGAUUAAAAAGUGUACAUUCAACUUCUGUUAUCAGUUACAUCCGCUAAUAUCACCUGCUCGACUUUUGGAACUAAAUUUGCAAAGGAUUCGGGAAGCUUUGAUCAGGUUCCUCAACAACACGAGUUGUUUUGCAGCCUUAAAGCGCAUUUCGAGAAUUUUGACUACACACCCAUGAAAAUCGGUAAGUUUUCAACCGAAUGUCAUGUUCCUUUUCUCUUCAACCAGUUAUUUUGCAGGAGCAACCGCUAAUGACAAGAUCUCAUCAAAUCCUUGAGAAUCAAUGCCGGAGCCGUUUGUUCUAACAAUUCAACUUGUUAUAGAUUUUCCAAAUACGUGUGCAAUUCUACUUGAAAGACAUUGUUAGUCAGGUAUGCAAUGUAUUUUUGGGUCUUGUUUCUCCAAAAAUCAUUGUUUCCUCGUAGCUCCCAAUUUGAACUGUUUUUCGCUAAGUUCAUGAUUAUUUAGUAUUUAAAAAAAAUCCAGAAAAGCAUCAAGAUGCCUUUGGGCUGCAAUUAUCGCCAUGGAUUUGUGUCAGCUUAUGUGAAAAUUUCACAUGAAAUGUCAAAAUAACUACUGAAAUAUAAUAGCAGAGCUGAUAUUUUGAGUCUCGGGACGAAUUUUAGCCGUUGAACUUGAUGGAGGAAGAGACAGUUGACUUUACAUAUGUGCCUAAUGCAGAGGUUAGAUGCCUGUCAGUUCUUGUUGACUUAAAUUUAAGUCGCAAAUGAGCGAGACAAAAAUAGUUUCAGAAGGAUGUCAAAGGUUUUUUGUUUCUUUGUUUUAAUGAACGUUUUCGCCGGAACUGGUAGCUUUUCUGCUAGUUUCCAGAGUUUCUGUCAAUCUAACUUGACAGAAAAUAUUGGGAAAAAUAAGAAUGAGCUGGUCUCCACAUACACCUCCUAAACACUCCUCAUGGAGAAAACUUUUUUCCCCUAAAAAAGUUGAGUUUUCAAUCGGAAAGCUUAAUCUCACUCGUUUUUCAAUUUAUCGUUAUUUUUGCCUUUUAAUUCCAUAGCUUCGACUGAUAACAGAGCUUUUCGUUCAGAUAAUCCCACAAACACCAGACAAUCUUGGUCAAACUAACCCAAUCACUGUUGUAGCUACAUUUUGCAUUUAUAGGCUGAAAUAAACAGCCUUUUACGAUUUCCACUUGACAGGACGUUUUAAACAACUAACAAAAAUGCAUGUUAUUUUCUAAUUUCCAUCAGAUGAAAAAUAUUUCUUAAGGUAUUUAGUUAGACUGAGUCUUCGUGGUUGGUUUGUCUAUCUCAAUACAAAACGAAAAGGUCUAACGGAAACAAUAGCGGUUUAGACGUACUUUCGGAUAUCUUCGGAGACGUUUCUGAGAUGUCAACGGAAAUCAAUAUUACUAUUACUACUAUUCUAGAAACAUACGGUCAGUUGAUUUUCGUAGCUGGUAACUAAAAUACUAAUGUUUUUAUUCCUAAAAGUUUAACCAGUCGCAGGUAUCACCUUUAGUCUUGUAGCCCGUCAGUUUUCUAACCUCUCUGGCAAAAUCAUAUGGUAUUUUUUCCACUUUCAGUUCUUCGUUUUCUUUCUCAUUUCAUAUUCUGAUAACACUACAUCACAAAUAGGAAACUUUUAUCCUUUUAUUGUUAAUAUUAAUACUUGUUUACAUUUUUAUUAUUCAAGUCGAUAUUUUAAAAAAUCGUAUUUUUUCGAACAAUAUUAGGGAUGAUAAUAAAACUUUGAAUUGUUUUAACUGAGGAUUUAGUGGUCAUGUAGUUGGUGAUCAAAACUGAUUUUUUUUACUUCCUUAUGACUUGCCUUGUGUAUCAUGCCACGAAAGUGAGACCGAGAUGUCCCUUUUAACGCUAAAAGGGGGAACUGCUAACUGAAAAUAUGGUUUUUGAUAUUUUCGUACUGUUUAAAGUAGUUUAAAGGAAAAUUUGCUAGUGAAAAAAAAAAAACCAUUUAUUUAACGAAAAUUUGCCAAUAAGCAUGAAUGGACUUUGCCCCCGUCCACACGCAUCCGGACAUUUUCGUUUUAGCCUUCAAUGCACACCUAAACGGCGUUUUCGGACACCAAAAACGCAAGCUUUCAAAAAAGUUCCCCAGAGUGGAAGUUUUCGAAAACGCCGACUUAUCGUUUGUGUAAGGACGAAAACGGAGGUUUUCGAACACAAUGACACAUGUAAUGAUGUCACACAUACAACACUACCGUUACGCUUACUUUGUAAGAGAUACUAUCGUAUUUUCAUCGUUUUAGUGUUUUCAUGUGAGCCGGCAAAAAUGAUUCAAAUACGCUACGUCUAGCCUCCCACGCAGACGUUAUUUGGGGUUCGUCACGCGUUCCUAAGAACGUCUGCGUGGGAGGCUACGCGACGUGCAGACACGAAAUUUUUUGGAAAAGAAGGAAAAAAAUCUCCGUUUUCAAAAAAUCUGUGGAUACGUGUGGGCCGGGCCUUAUUUCGUCACCAUGGGGGUGGUCUUUGAAUAAGCAAAAAGCUUUUGAAAUAGUUCUCCCAAUGUUGUUUCACCGUGUCUAAUUGAAUGAUUAUAAAUAUAAAAACCUUUCAGCAAUUUAAGACUACACUCGGUAUUUUUUACUAAUGAGUAGUUUCACAAAAUAACAAUGGCAUGCACAAACUUUAUUAUCUAAGUUAUGCCGAAUGCCAUUUUUCUGCUUAGAUGAAUGCUAGAAACAGGAGUGGAUGUACUCAAGCGAUCAUUAACUUCAUUUAUUAAUCAUAACCUAUAAGUAGUCGUUAUUGCAAAUGAACAGGUCCGUAGAGUAAUACACGUGCAAUGACUUAACCCUUUCACUGCCAAUGAAGCCAAAGGCAAAUUUCGAGCAAGUUUGCAAAUUUCAUUGUGUAAAGUUUUGAAAAACAAAUAGCACUAUGUGGAAGUGCAGGCAGGGAGCUUUCAUUUGAAUGGUCACAUCGUAGGAUUUCAUCCACAGACUCAAAAGUUAGAGUCACCUUACAAACCUCCAUCAAGCACUCUGGCGGUGAAAGGGUUAAUUCAGUUAUGUAACAUUUAUAGCAAUAUCAUCGGAAUGAUUUAAAAAAUUCAGGAAAUGGCCUAUUUAUUUACUUGUAGUUGAACGUUUGCAGCAAACGGCAAAAUGUCAGGUUCAUGUUGAUUAUUUUCAAAUUAGGAAAUGCGUGUAUGAUUACUGUGUUGAAUAUUUCUUAUAGAUGAUACUGUUAUAAAACCAUGCAUCUUGAAGUAAAAAGAAAACUUGGUCACUUGUGUACAAAGUCGUUUGCUGUAAACGUUUGUCUGUCUGUUAUAUAAUCUUGUUAAAUCGAUUUGUUAAUCACGCCAAUGAGAUUUUAGAUUUUACGUAAUAAAUCAUGUUGCUAUGUUCACUGUUUAGGAACAACAAACAAAUCAAAUAAAAGAAAAGGAAAAAUCGUAGAAUAGUAAACAAAUCUUUGCUUGCUUAUGCAACGAGAAAGGGACACGCCUCGUGUCAGAGACGGUGGUUUUGGUAUAUAGGUCAGAUUAAAAUCAUUUUCCUUUCACUUACGUUGUUUCAGAUUCAGUUACGCUCAGUGGAAGAUGACCGGGAUGCUAUAAAAUAUAAUGCAAGACUUUCAAUGUAAUUAGGAAACUGAGUAGAAACAUAAUCAUAAAGGUAAGUUGUUUUUCAGACUCUUAGAAUAAUCGUGGAAAAAUAUUUGUAGCCUUGUAUUUAGUGGAGUUUGAAAAUAUUUCAUGAAAAUCGUUUAAAAACGAAUUUUCGUAUUUUCGCUGGGCAAUUCAAACACACUCAGCUUCAAACUGGUUUAUUAUCCACACAUAUAGACCGUACGAUUCCGAUAUCAGUUUUUAUCGUUUCUUCUGACCUAUUUAAGACUUCAAGCUAAAACCAUGAUGAAAUGUCGAAUUCUAAAUUGGUACAGGGGUAUUUUUUCAAAGGGUGUUUUUUUUUUGAUCGAACUCUGAGGCCCUCUUGAGGGGUGGGUGGGGAGGGGGAGACGUAUGUCCCUUGUCUAAAUUUUAAACAUGGUUGUUUCACAUUUUGAGGAGUAGGCCAUGUCCGUGUCGGUAUUUAACCCAUCUUCAUGUCAUUUCCCCCCAUUUCAUCUACUCUUGUGUUUUUGUUUCCACGCCAUGUCGCUUGUCAGAACUCUACCCUAACAGAGCCUCAACUCUGUGUCAGUGUUAUUGUAAGGGAGUAGAGUUAUUGAGGUCGAGUCUCGAAGCAUGCAUUGCACAUCUGAUUGUCUUGCAAUCUGUAUUUGUUUACUCCUUAUUUCUUUCGCCAUCAUGUUGUGAAAUGCUAACGUAGGCAAAAAGAAAAGGUAUAGCGCUCCUUUCUCUGAAAAUUCUCCCUUCAGAAGUUUUAGAUGAAGGACAUGUUUAGAAAGAUAUUUUUGUUCAAUAUGACCUUCCAAAAUUAAAACAGGUGGCAAGAUCUGCGUUUAAAAAGAUAAAGAUGUCGUUUAAUUAUAAAUGUGCAUCGCGGGGCUCUUCUUGAUUGACGUGAUUAGGUGAAUGAACUUUAGCGUCCUAAUAAACCAAUGCUUCAGCACUAACACUCUUCACUGUAUUUCCUUGUAAAUUGCUUAUGGUGUUAAUGAGACGAGUUUGUUUAAAAGCCAGCUGGCAUUUCUAUCUGUGAUGUCCACUUCCUUUUCCGGUUGUCCUUUGUGUUUGAUUAAAGCAAAAGCAUUGCUAUAAUCAAGUGGUCACUGUUAGUACCUACAUUGUUAACUUCUUAUGUUUGACUGGACAGUCUUUUUCUCCAGACUUGGCUUUUAAUUCAAAGCCUUUGCUCAAGGAAGUGAAGACUUAUAUCGAAACCCUUCCUCUAUCUUCCGAUUGAGGCAUUUGGAGAGACAUGUUCUAACUCUGAAACACAUCCUAUUUAUUUAGCAGAGAAUACUGCAUGUGAAGUACUUAGUACAUUUCAAGUGAAACUAACUUUCGUAAGCUUUAAGCAUGACUAUUAUGUUAAUCAUAUUGUAAUAUUCCUACGACUCAACGCGUGUUGAAAUAUUAUACUACAGCAAAGAGAAUAACUUGUGUAAGGACUUGCUAGUUUAGUUCGAUUCUGAUUAAGGCCAUGUGAUUCAAAACCGUGGGAAGGACUAAAAGUGAAGCGCACAUGGCAACAUGGCAACAUGUUCUAAACAUUAUUACACUAGGGGGGCAACCAGUGACUUAAGUUCCUGUGAAAUAAUUGUUCGAAGGAGCAAUCAUUGCCUAGAAAUUUCUAAAGCUCCAGAAAGCCUAAAAUGUUCUGGACAACCGUUCCACUCGUCUAACAUAUUCGGAGCCGUGAGUUUAUGUCCUAACUUACUCACAAUUUUUGGUGCCAAGUUUUGGUUUUUCAUAUUUAUCAUCAAAAUGUUGCGAUUAUUCAGUUAAAAAAAGGUAGCCUUAAAUCGGUAAAAAGACAAAACGCCCCUUAGAAUCGUUAAUGAAUUCGAAGGUACGGCUACUCUAUGACAUCGAACUUUCGACCAGGCCCAUCAGGGUAGUCAGUAAAAGUUUCGGACGAGAGGAAAAAGCCACCUAAAACUUUCGAGACGACCAAAGUUCCCCUUACACAUCCGAACAGCUGAGUAACCUUUAGGGCAGCUCCAAAUUAACUUAAAAGGCUUCUUAAAAGUCUAGAGAAACUAUUUGAGACACUUGAGACGUAUUUGGAAACAUUCGGUCGUUGGGUACUCCUGAUUGAAGCAUCUAAGCCCUUACACCUGCCAAUGUGAUCAAAUAAUCUGUCAUCACCACAUCGUUUUAUUCUUUUUCGAAACGUUUGCCCGUGUUGCAAAUCGCUGAUGCAUUGCAUUAGCUUUUUAUACUUACGGAACUGUGAAAAUGUUUUACUAGGAUGAAAAACGGAUUUCUAUAAUAAUGAAAAGGAAUUACAAAAUAGGAAAGAGGAAAAAGAGCUAGUAAUUGAAAACAAAUUCGAUGAAAAAAAUAAUAAACAACUUUGUAAACGUCUCAAACAAAUUAUUCAGCAACAAAUAAACAUGUACUUUGUCGACAUACAUGUAUCUUUUAAUUGCAAACUACAUGGAACGUAUUAACAUUUUUAAAAGUCUUGCAGUUUGCAUCUAAUUAAGGCUACGAAAAGCAAAGAUUUAAAUUUUAUUUCCUUGUUUUAAAGUUUCAUCUUUAUUUAUCCCGUGGGAAGCCUCAAAACAAAGAGCACUAGAAAUACGUAUCCCGGAAACGCAUAUCUUACGCCAAGGUGAGGAGUAGGGAUGAGUGUUUUUCUGGGGUUUUUAAAAAUCGAUUCGCUGCUCAGUGCCUCUUAAGCCAAAUAUUCACACAAAUAGUUUUCUCACAACAGUCUAGUCUUUAUGGUCCUUUAGGGAGGUUAUUUUUCGUUUUAGAGUGACAACUUAUUCGCUUCAUUAAAGAUUCGAGAUCAGUUUACCACAAAAGAAAACACAUCGGUUGUCGUUUUCAAACAGCCUGACUUCCAUACUGUUUUUUGUCUCACUGAAUAAGUAGCUUCCUCUGUGCUUAUUCUAGCUUUUAAUUUCCGUAAAGAUUAUUAAAAAUUCUUCACCAAGUGACAACUUUUUCAUUAUCCUCUUAACCACACAUUUUUCAUUUUCUCUGGAUUCACACGGUUCUCCUCAAGGGGUUUCACAGCUUAGGAUUGUAGUGAUGAGGUUGCCGCGAAAGAUCGUCAGAGGGGCAUAAUCGUAUAUGAAGCCUGCUAAAGAUGUUUGAAAACAUUCAAUUUCUUUUAGCAAAACAUACAAUUUCUUUUAGUUUUGUUCGCAGUCUUUUAAAGUAAACAAGCCCCAGGGGGAAGCCAUUUGAAUUGUUCUCGAUUGGUGAGCUUGAAUAGCAAAUGAACGAUCCAAUGCGAGCGUUUAGCGUUCUCUUAUUCGAUAAUCACGGCGCCUUUAAUUUCCGGCAACAAGGUAUGUUUUGAUUUUUCAUCUUCAAAGUUUGAAAACAAUUGGCUUUGCUUGUAUAAUUACACGGAAAAAAUGCAAGUAAACACAGUUCCCAUUGUGGUGUUUCUUUAAAGUGCCAGUUGUGAACGGCCACAUGUCCAUGCUGUUCCUUUUCUAGCAAGAAAGAGAUAAGAGAAACUGGGAAACUCCAAUCUUUCCUCUUCGUGAGGUAAGUCUUCUGAUUUGUUGGACUGAUAGUAGUUUGUGGUUGAUUAGCUCUUUGAGCAAAGAUUCAUGGGUUUUUCUUUGGACAGUAAAAUAGCCAGUAGGCAAAAUUCUGAGAAGGGAAAACCUACUGAAUUACUGAUUCAUCGAAGGUAAAUUAAGCAUAACACGAAAUGUAUAAUUUAAAGGCAAAAAUUAGAAUCAUGAAAUACUUUUUUUUCUGUUUAUAUUCUUUCGAUGAAGACUUGAAGACAAAUUUAAAAUGUCAAUUGCUUUUUCAAAAAAUGUAAGAGGAAAACUCGAAGCAUCUCUUGCCCCUCUACCGGCUUCGCUGCGCAUCGCAUUAAUCUCUACAAACAAAGAUAACUAAGCAUAUAAAAGCCGAAAUUUGAACAUAUGGGUUUCCCUCAGGGAAAACUUCGACUGCGUUCUGUACUAUUUAAUACCCGGAUGCUGAAGCUGUCUUACGCAAACAUUGAAAAUUAAAUGCAGUGUGUAAUUAAGAGCAUCCCUGAACAUAAAGUAUGGUGGAGUAACGAAUGUAAAAAAAAAGAUUGAUAUUAGCAUACUUCAUAUUGUCAGUCAGCACGAUAUCAUCCAUAUCGCAUGGAUAACUGAUAGCUUUUUCAGCUGUACUCGCCUUUAUAUUUUCUUAUCUACACACGUGGACCAUAAAUAUUUUAGUAGUUUGAGUGAAUGUAUGAUAACAACGAGGGUCUCAAAUUUGACUUAUUUUAAUGAAAUAAUUUGAAGGUGUUUCAAGUAUUGGAAUACAGGCUGUAAUGGCGGGAGAUAUAGUGGUGCGCGGUGAACGCUGAAUGCUUCCAAAAGAAAUACACUUGCGAUUUUAUUUAAAAACAUUAUAUACAAGAAACUAAUAUGUAAGAAUGAAAUGUUUAUUCAAGGAAUGGCUUCUUGAUCUUCCGCUUCUUCCGAACUCGAAAAGCACAUGCUUCCUUAUUGGAGGAUGAAAAAAGAUCGCUCGCUUUAAAGGGGCAUGUAGAUGAAAAGCUUUUUAGAAUCUGAUGGUAACAGCAUGUAAAUCUGCCAAUAAGUAAUUAUAGACUCAUUUUUCAACCAACUGUCUUAGUUCAUAAAUUUCAUAAAUAAAUUGCUGUGGUAUCAUGACCAGAGUAUUAUAAUUGAAAAAGAAAACAUUUCUAUUUUUCACACAGAAUUUUUUUACAAAUACGAUUUGAAUGCCAAAUGCUGAAAUGUCCUCAUUUUCGUGUACGUACGGGCUAUAAACCGACUCAAACACUAAUGAAAAAAAAAAAAAAAACAAAUAAAAAAAACAAACAAAAAACUAGAAAAAAGGAAAAAAAAAAGAUAGAACAAAGAACAACAAAUCACGGGUUACCCGGUGUUCACUUGCCAUAGUGAUUUACACGGAACGGAGGUGAAAUAAAACUCGUAUAGCCCAACUACCAUGCUGGUAUAACCCCGGUCCCUAAUGGGGUCUAAGCUGGUAACAAUAGAUAAAUAUUUUAUUGUUCUAUUCAUUUGCAAGAUAUAAGUGUUUUAUUAACUUCCUUGAUUCAUAACUGUCAGAAUUGAGGACCACCCAAAGCAGGAUGUUCAGCAAAACACUUAUAAUAGAGUUCUAUCCACUGUUUUUUAAAUCUCUGCAUACUACUUGGUAUACUAUGCACGACGACUAUGUGCAGCUAUAUUUAAGCUUUAUCCUUUAAUCAGAUCAUCUUAGCCUCAGAAAAUUAAGGGAAAAUUCUCACAACCUAAAUUUUUUAAGUGCCAAACCGGACGGAUUCAUUCAAACCGAAAACAAGAAGCUAUCAAUCUUUUCCGACUUGUGAAUGUUUUUAGGUGAAAUUAAUCUCACUUUACUUUAGGAAAAUUAAUUACGAAUUUAUUAUGAAAGUUACCAGGCAAAAUAUGAAUUUAAUAUGAAAUCAGUCUCAUAUGGAUGUACUACACGACGCACGUUUAUUGUAACUGGGAAAGUGAGAUAACCUUUGGUACAGCCAUUUAGAGGAAACGUCUUCAGCAGCACUUUCAUUUGGUAUGAAUUUUUGUCUCAAAGAAUAUUGCAAAUGAAAUUUUGGCUUUUUAAAUUCCGUUCUACCGCAAAGAACGGCAAAGCGUUAUUCUUGAACAAAGAAAAUGCCAUCUUCUUCAAAUUGUUGAUUCUAUUCCAAAUAGUCAUUGCAAAAGUUUGUAAUUUCCACACCAAAAAAACACGUUUUGAUAGCCCAAGGAGAAAUUCCCCUAGAAAUAAACGACUGGGAGAAUUGCCAGAAAAAGUUCUAAAACGCUCUUCAAAGAUACCGUUUUGUGGACGUGGCUUAAAUUCCUUGUUACCGCUAACAAGUUAAAAACCAAUUGUAGAACAGCAAAUCAACUCUGACUGAUGUUAGAUUUUUUAGCGCCUAAACUGGUGCCAAGGCUAAAAGUGAAGUUCUCGUAUUGACAUACUUAUAAUUUAUUUAAAGAAAAAAUAGACUUGAAAGAAGUCUUGAAACACUGCGAAGAAAUCUUUUAAAUCUAUGCUUAAUAUUAGUUCGAUCACAAAUAUGCACGUAAACUGAGCCACUCUCGCAUAAAUAUGACAAGUGUUUAAACUUUAUCGCUUUAUCGCGUUUAAUCAAGGGAAACUGCACUAUUUAUCAAAAAUCAUAUUAUUAAUGUCAAACGGCGACGGCACCAGGAAGGGCAAAAAAUCACUAGGUCUAAUUAGCAAAACACAACUUUGCACGUGCAUCGCGUUUUGUUAUAAAUUUAUUUUUGUCGUCGUUUUUCGCGACUGCAAACUUCCUAGUUACAUGUUUUAUGGAUGAAAUGUCGUAUGUGCUCACAAAAGAUUUUGUUGCCAGUUUGUGUUCCUGUUCGCUUUGUUCUUCACUGACGCUCAUUUUCACCCUACUGGUUGCUAGCAUCUAACAAGUUCUUACCGCAGUUACAAAAAUUUCUUGUUGUUCUCGCAACGAAAUACGUCUCCUUUUGUUUAUCUCUCGCUUUAGCUCUUUCUCUGUUAUCCACGUCAGUAUAGACACAAUGAAAACUAAGUCGAAUAAAGACUCGGCUUACUUGUCUUUUUGUCUCUAGGUCCGCCAAAACGUACUGGUGGUUGAAAGAGAAAUUUCAUAG
This is a messenger RNA of Porites lobata, 19212 nucleotides long. Lineage: Eukaryota; Metazoa; Cnidaria; Anthozoa; Scleractinia; Poritidae. The record is from the annotation of a GenBank genome assembly.